Symbiodinium natans is the source of this 1524-nucleotide messenger RNA. Lineage: Eukaryota; Dinophyceae; Suessiales; Symbiodiniaceae. The record is from the annotation of a GenBank genome assembly.
AUGGAGGAGAAGAAGGACCGCGUGGAUCGCUUUGCGAAGGUGCACUUCCGCUGGACCAUCGGCAUCAAGUUCAUUGGUCUGGUGGCCUUGGCUUCGCUGCUGGCGGUGGAGUGGUACUCGGAGGUUCGCUCAGAGUCCGCGCGCCUGGUGACGGAGCUCUCGUCUCUUGGCAAGGAUGUGCUCUUGUAUGACCUCAUCCUGACAUCUUCCGCUCGCAUGCUGGCGCUCACAGGCGACUUGCGAUGGAGAGACGAGUACUUCCUCAAGGUGGAGCCCUUGGAGUCGGUCCUGCAAGAGAUCGAACGAAAAGCCCCGGACAUCGCCUCUGAGUUCAACAGAAAUACCGUUGUCGCUAACGACAAGCUGCUGGCAUUGGAGGGCGAAGCCAUCGAACUGUCCGCGACCAACGUCUCCUUGGCCACACGAGUUCUGUUCAGCAGCACGUACGAAACCAACAAGGCACUCCUGCUUGAUGGUCUGGCCGUCUUGGACAGCAUGAUCCAGGAAGUGCGAACGAACCACAAGAAUACGCAAUCCUGGUGGGGCAUUGUCAGUCCGUCCAUGGUGUUGCUUGCCUUUUUUGGCGAGUGCGCCAUGACGGUUGCCGUGGAGCGGCUGGAUCGCCGACUCGAGAAGUACUGGAAGGAAGCAGACCACGCGAGCACGGCGUACAACUCUGAAAUGCGGAGGAGCUUCUUGCAGCGAGCUCAGGGCACUGUGGAGUCAAUACAGGGCAAGCUCUCCAAGAAGUUUUUGAGGCCGCUUCAGCUGCAAGUGGAGUCGGAAGCUCCUGCAGCUCCGCAGAUGCUGCGGCGGAGGUUGUUCUACCUUGCGAUGUCCGCCGAAGUGUUCGCCCUCGCAGGUUUUGCGAUACCAGCUGUGUUGACAUUGGUAGCUCUGUACAAAGCAGAGGGAAAUGAUCCACUACAGCAGCUGAUCGUCCACGCCAAAGACACCGAGUUCUACGACGUGGCCCUGACUUCUAGCGCGCGACUCUGCGUCCUGUCCCACGACACGCGCUGGUCAACGGAGUAUGACGGCUUUGUUGCCCCCAUCGACGCAGCACUUGCAGGGCUGCAAGAGGUGGCGCCCGAUGUGGCCGCUGAGUUCGCCGCAACCACGUCCGCUGCAAAUGAUGCGCUCAUCGCAGCUUGGGUGCUCCUGGACAUGGAGACUGCAGCCCUUGAAGUCUGUGGUUCCGAUCCAGAAAAGGGCCGAGGCAUUUUGUUCAGUCCGGCCUACGAAGGCAACAAAACCUUGCUCCUGGACGGGAUACGCGCCGUCACUGCAGCUGCUGAGCAGCAGCGCCAACUUUUUGAGGACGAAGAAGAGCAGCACCACACUGUCAGCCGCAUCCUCCUGAUUGUGAGUACCUUCCUCAUUGUUUCCGCGGACCUUUGCACAGUUGUGAUUGCAGCUUGGAUGGAAGCUCUUUCCGUGGCCACCGACGCCUGUCCAGAAAUGCCGUUUGCGUUCCUGGCAGCUCCUUCAAUGAUUCAAGGGUGGGGCCUUUUAAGGACAUGA